CCUUUAAGCAUCUUGCGGUAAAAUUGGUGAAACGCCUUUAAGCAUCUAGCGGUAUUGCUGCGUUCACGACGUAUCGGAAUUAUCAAGAUCUCACCUUCCGACUGGAAGAACCGUUUACAUCAAGCUCCGAGUUCUAAUCCCAAAUGGGAAAUAUGGGAACUACCUGAAGGCGACGAUAUCUCCGGCCAGUAGGUAAAACUACAGAAGUCACGAGAACGCAGCAAGAAAAAUGGCUCCUACGACCAAGUUAGCAACCGUUCAAAAGGAGUGCAAGCUGACCUCAGUGUCCAGCCCUCCCUCUCAAAGAGUGGCGGAUUCUACCAAGAUGACCGACACCAACAGCCAAUCGGAUUCGAUAACUGUUUGCUUAAAAUGUUUAAGCCCCACAUCUUCAGCAGAAGGCAUCAAGGUUGAAUCUGUGACGGACAGCUCUGAUUACACAAGUGUAGAUCCAGUGUCACAUUUGAACAGAUGGGAUGACAUAGAGAAGAGGACAGAGAGGACAACUGUAUAUUUGCUGUGCAGAGAACAAAAGGACAUACUAGCCAACAUGAAGGUGGAGGAAGAAGAUGGGGAGAGGCAGAGUGUGGAAAUGGAGAGAGACCAUGUUGUGAAAGAUGAAGAGGGAUUCUGGAAGGGGGAAGAAAAAGAGAGGGAUGGACAUGGGGAGGGACGUGUAACUAAUCAAGUAGCCCAAAAUUUGUUGAAGAACGGAGUAAAAUCUGAACAUGGACAACAAAAAGGGGAACUUUCUAAUCUGGUCAUUUCCUGUCUGCUAAAACAGCCUAGAGUGCUGAUUCAUCGACUUGAAAUUGCCAAUAUUUCAGUUUCUGGGUCAUCACCUCUUCGUUCCAUGGCCUGUAAAAGAGAUCAGCGAGCGGCAUCUCCAUGGAGACCGCAUGAGCUCUCACCACUGAGAGGAAACGGAUCACUGAGACAGAAGGGUCAGGUCGUGACCUGGAAGAGAAAGACCGUUGGCCAGUUGGAGAGACCCCUGAAACUGCUUCCAUCUUCAUCAGAGAACGGGAUCUGUGCUGAAACCUCCCUAAUUUCUCCUGUCAUCUCCCCCAAGAAUCAUCAAAACACAGGACAAACUGUUGAGGUGUUGUCUCAGGUCUUUGCCUGCUCCCAGUGCCCAUUUGUUCACACAGACAAAGUGAAUCUUCAAUGGCACGUUGAGAAGGUCCACCCAGAUCAGAUCAGCAGGACCAUGGGGUCCCAACAACCUCCCAACAGCACACAUCAGCACCCCACUAAGACACCCCCAACCCUAACGCAGUCCCACACAGGCACUCUAAGGGCCCACACAUGGUCCCAGUAUGGGAAGAGUUUGAAAUGCAAAUCACAGCUGAGGACAGACAAGAAAAUGCCAAAAGAAGAGCGGGCCUAUCAGUGCACCCAGUGUGAGAAGAGUUUUGCUUGGGCAAAUAAACUGAAGGUACAUCAGCGAACUCAUACUGGUGAACGGCCAUACCAUUGUUCCCUGUGUGGGAGGAGUUUUGCUCAGUCAAGUACAUUGAAGCAACAUCAGCGAACUCAUACAGGAGAGGUCCCAUACCAGUGCUCCCUGUGUGGGAAGGGUUUCGCUCAGUCAAGUACUUUGAAGCAACAUCAGAGCACUCAUACAAGGGAGCACCCAUACCACUGCUCCCAGUGCGAGAAGAGUUUUGCUUGGGCAAAUAAACUGAAGGUACAUCAGCGAACGCAUACUGGUGAACGGCCAUACCAUUGCUCCCUGUGUGCGAGGGGUUUCGCUCAGUCAAGUACUUUGAAGCAACAUCAGCGAACUCAUACAGGAGAGCUCCCAUACCACUGCUCCCUGUGUGGGAAGGGUUUCGCUCAGUCAAGUACUUUGAAGCAACAUCAGAGCACUCAUACAGGGGAGCACCUAUAUCACUGUUCCCAGUGUGGGAAGAGUUUUGCUUGGGCAAAUAAACUGAAGGUACAUCAGCGAACUCAUACUGGUGAACGUCCAUACCAUUGCUCCCUGUGUGGGAGGGGUUUUGCUCAGUCAAGUACUUUGAAGAAACAUCAGCGAACUCAUACAGGAGAGCUCCCAUACGAGUGCUCCCAGUGUGGGAAGGGUUUCGCUCAGUCAGGUAAUUUGAAGAAACAUCAGCAAACUCAUACAGAGAAGGACCCAUACCACUGUGCCCAGUGUGGGAAGAGUUUCACUCGAUUGAGUAGCCUAAAAAUACACCAGCAAACUCAUAUACAAUGGUGUGCAAAAAUGUGGGCACCCCGGGUCAAAAAGCCUUGUACAAUUAAUAUCUAACUGAACAGAAGAAAACUUGACCUCUACAUGGUACAAUGUUAAACAUGACACAUUUCUUCAAAUGCAGAAGUGGAGAAGUUUGGGAACCCUGUCAGUUAGUAACUCCUACUAUAUAACUAUAACAGCUUGCAAAUGUUGGAUGUUGUAUUCUGUAACUCUGAAAAACACCAGCGAAUCCAUGGAAAGAGAUAAGUUUGUGGAUGAUAUGCCCUAGAGGGAGCAUAUAUAGCAUCCAAGCACAAUUCACAUGUUAACAUUCAGCAGACAAACAGACAGAUACACUCAGUCAGCACUUUAUUAGGUAUUUAUUAGACUUAUUUAUUAGACUUCUUCAGUAUUCUGCUGCUGUAGCCUAUCCACUUAGAGGCUUGACAAAUUGUCUGUUCAGAGAUGCUUUUCUGCAUACCACUGUUGUAAUGCAUAGUUAUUUGUGUUACUGUCAUCUUCCUGUCAGCUUUGAACAGUCUGGCCCUUCUCCUCUGACCUCUCUCAUUAACAACACAUUUCUGUUCACUGGAUGUUUUUUGUUUUUCACACCAUUCUUUGCAAACUCUAUAGACUGUUGUGCCAGGAGAUCAGCAGUUUCUGAGAUACUCAAUCCACCCUGAAUGGCAUCAACAAUCAUUCCACAGUCAAAGUUACUUACAUCGUAUUUCUUCCCCAUUCUGACAUUUAAUCUGAAAAACAGCUGAACCUCUUUACCACAUCUGCAUGCUUUUAUGCAUGUGGUUACUGCCACAUGACUGGCUGAUUAAAUAUUUGCAUUAAGCAGCUGGUGUACAGGUCUACCUAAUAAAGUGGUCACUGAGUGUAUAUUGAAGCUCAAGUUCAAACAACAUUAAGAAAAUCCAGAUGUAAUACAUGUUUAAUACGUUAAAUUUUUUCAAAAGCCUAGAAUCAAGACUAGAUACUGAAAAUGCAUCCCCCUGCCCCUCUGAACUGCAUAUUGGUUUUUUCAUUUUGUUUUAUAUUUUGUGGCAUUGUGUUUAUUUGUAUCUUAUUAAUGUUCACUGCCGGAAAGCACAUUGUGCUGUAUGCUCAAAGUGUGACAUAAAUAAAGUUAUUAACAAUA
Molecule: messenger RNA, 3347 nt
Organism: Conger conger (European conger)
Lineage: Eukaryota; Metazoa; Chordata; Actinopteri; Anguilliformes; Congridae
Product: zinc finger protein ZFP2-like
Exons: 4
Coding region: 230-2275 (681 amino acids)
Biological process (GO): regulation of transcription by RNA polymerase II
Cellular component (GO): nucleus
Molecular function (GO): DNA-binding transcription activator activity, RNA polymerase II-specific; RNA polymerase II cis-regulatory region sequence-specific DNA binding
Source: RefSeq, a predicted model, not a curated record